Molecule: messenger RNA, 2491 nt
Organism: Helianthus annuus (common sunflower)
Lineage: Eukaryota; Viridiplantae; Streptophyta; Magnoliopsida; Asterales; Asteraceae
Exons: 2
Coding region: 117-2258 (713 amino acids)
Source: RefSeq, a predicted model, not a curated record
CUGAUGAAUCAUAUCUAUGGUUAUUCAAUUGCAUAGAAAGGAAGUUUCAUUGCAACAAUACCAAAAUUUUCAUUUUUAGCAUCAACUAAGCUCAUUACUUGCUAAAAAAUCCCAACAUGGAUUCAUACAAUUCUGAAUGUAAUGCUUGUAUCACAGAUAAGAUAGAGAGUGACAGGUUUAGCGAACCUAUGGUGUGGAUUGGGAUCUACAUUGCAGUAGCUUCGGGUGUCUGCAUCCUUGCCAUGGCGGCGGAUUUGGUGCAUGGUUUCCGAAAUAGAAAGCUUUGGUUUCCUUGCAAGUAUUUCUCUCUAAAUGCCGCCUCUAUCACGGUGAUAACCAUCGCCAUGAAACUGCCCCUUGAUCUAACUAGCCCAAUGCCUUCUUACGCGGACCAAGCAGCCAAGGUAGGAAGUUUGGCAUUUAUGUGCGUGUUGAUGGCCAACUUAAUGCCUUCUUUGGCGUCUAUGGAUAACAAGACACUGCUAGCAAAUAUUAUAGCUUUGUGUAUUCUCGUUAUCACGAUGGUUGUGAAUAUAUGCAUUCAGAUUAAUACUGGUGUUAUUCAUAAUGAUGUUAUCAUUCACCGGUAUGAGCAAGUUUACUAUAGAUUCACUAUUUUUGCAUGCAUCAAUACGGCUAUGCUCCUCUUGUUACUAAUGAUAAUGAUUUCUUCAUCUCUAACAUUUCCAACCUAUAAGAAAGUUUUAGAAUUCAAGUAUCGAGCCACAAACAAAAGCUCUUUAACUGAUCAACAUAUCCAAAUGUCAACAGUUGAGAAACUAAGACAACAUGUGAGAAGGUAUUGGGUCAUGGCGGAAACUGGUAGCCCUCAGUUUGGGAUGGCUGGUAGUCCAUUAUCCACUGCUUCUGGUGUUACUUGUGCAGUAGUUUUGGUCAUAAACAUCCUUACGAAUUUUAGCGUUCAUGGUACUCAGUAUCUAUAUGAUUCUAAAACUAAUGGGUCGCCAUACAAGUGGUCAGCAACUGCAAUUUUAAUAACACAGUCCAUUGGAAUCGCGGUGGGAUUCUUUGCUUCUGUAAUAAGAUCUUUUCCAUUUCACUAUUUGAACAUGAAAAAUAUCAUGUUUUUUAAAGUAGAGAAUUACUGGAUCCAAAAGUUGCAUGAGUGGAAAGAAAGCCCUGUACCUUUUCUAUCAAGCAAUCGAAGAUUAAGAAGUCUCAUCUAUUACUCAAAAAAUAUCUUUCUAGACUUUUUUAUUUGGUUUCAGACGGUGAUUAUUUCAUUGUGCAAAUUAAUAUGGGUCAUUGUGACAGUACCCGGUCUAUUUCUGGCCUCUUGUAUGCUUAAACAUCCACGUGGCAUAGAUAACAACCUCAAAAUGUACGUCUUACAAAUUGACAAUGACACAUAUGCUACAGCAAUACUAUUAAAGAUCAUUUCAAGAUCAAUGGAUUCUUUCAUAUCAAAGGCUGAGAAGGCACAAAACAACAAUCUGUUAGAUCUUCUCGAUAAAUUUCGUGAAUUCGACGGAGUACAGAUCUUCGACACUGAUCAUGUUCAAUCUCUGCUUCCUACUGAACUUGUUAACAGUUGGAGCUUACCGGUAGUAACCUUAACGUGCAUCGCAGUUUCCAUCCCAAAUAUUCCAGAGGACACAGUUAAGAGCUUAUUAAGUAGUGUUGGUGAAGGCCUUUCGUUCACUCAUCUCGUGGAAGAAGGCCUGAAUUGUACAAGCGAAUAUGUAAAUCUUCGAAAAGCCAGUAUGUCUUUAUGGCAUGAGGUCGAAUACAAAUGCAAGUGGUUGGACAAUCCUCUAGCAAAAAAUGUGUUUGAUGGGAAAGCAGCAACAGAGAUUGUUAAGUGGUUUUCAGAUAAAGCUAAAGAAAUUGUGACUGAAAUCAAAGAUAGUACUAGCGACGGAGAACUCGUGGAGAACCCUCCUGGCAAGUUGAUUGCUGCCAAUUCAAUGUACCGAAUCACACAAACAAUCUUGCUUAGGUUCCAAAGCAACACAGAACCAAUUACAAAAAAGCAGUUGUUUUCCCAUUUAAAUGGCAUGAUUGCAGACAUAUUUUGUGCUUGCUUCACCAACCUACCGCGAGUCAUAACAACGAGAUGCCAUGAAAAUGUGAUAGAGAAAAGAGAGGCAAGUGUGAGGGUGGCAGCAAAGCUUCUUGGCAAGACUACCAAGAUAAUAGAAAAACUCGAGGAAUGUGAUAAGGUACCAAGCAUGGAUGAAGACAAGAUGGCGUAUAUCGAUGAGUGGCGUCUUUAUAUGAAGCAAUCGAUUCCAUAAGGGCAAAGUAUUGAGCAACCACGCAGAUUGUCCAUCAUGAAGCAUUUUUACAACUAUUUUUCAUUGAAUUUUGUAUUUCUUUCCGUUUUUAUUUUGUUUUUUCAAGUAUAUGUGAUUUGCUUUUGACCCUGUUGUACAAUUUUUGCUUGAAUUGUCACAUGGUUUGAAUUUUUGUGAACCAUACUGCUACUGUCUCGUUUUUGAAAUUUGGACUUGACACUAAGGUUGAGAUA